This is a messenger RNA of Scophthalmus maximus (turbot), 9054 nucleotides long. RefSeq names its product replication timing regulatory factor 1 (gene rif1). Bases 613 to 8391 code for a protein of 2592 amino acids. Gene Ontology annotation, biological process: telomere maintenance. Gene Ontology annotation, cellular component: nucleus. NCBI's taxonomy places the organism in Eukaryota, Metazoa, Chordata, Actinopteri, Pleuronectiformes, Scophthalmidae. The transcript has 36 exons. The record is from RefSeq and is a predicted model, not a curated record.
GUCUGCGUGGUGGUUUGGCGCCAGAGGUUUCGCGGGGGAAACGGAACAGAACAGAACAAGGAGCCGCGAGACAGAAGAAGAGACAGAGAAGGAGGAGAAGAAGAAGGAGGAGAAGGAGGAGAAGAAGAAGAAGAAGAAGAAGAAGAAGAAGAAGAAAGCUCCGGAUCGAAGAGUGUCGGUACCGGGACAGAGAGAAGCGCACGGCCGCUGCUACACCGCUGCUCCCGGGCUCGUCUUCCUGGAGCCUCGGUGAGAGAGAGAGAGGAAGAGAGAGGGAGGAAGAGAAGAAGAGAAGAAGAAGAGAGAGGAAGAGAGAGGAAGAAGGGGCUGCUGCUCGAGUCCCCACGAGUAAAUAUAACACAUGAGUGUGUGUGUGUGCAAACUUUACAUGCUAGAUGAUGCUAACUCACUGAAGCUAGUGGCCGUUAGCCGGUCCUGCUAAAGACCCGACAAGGUGCGUUCAAAGACCCGGUCCCCCUCCUCCUGCUCGAGGUGCGUUCAAAGACCCGGUCCCCCUCCUCCUGCUCAAGGUGCGUUCAAGCUCCGGACUCAGUGGAUGUUGAACGCAGCUCGACACAAAUCUCCCUGAGGCUUCGUGGUUGGUGAGCAGCGAUGAUGGCGGCGGCGGAGCCUCCGAGCGGCGGCGGCAGCUCCAGCCUCGUCCCUCUGCUGGAGUCCCUGGAGGACGGCGCUGCUGGACUGUCGGAGCACACGGACGCCUACCUCACCAUCGCCAAUCGCCUCAGCGGAGAGGAAGGACGCCAGUUCCUCCCUGCAGUGGAAAAGCACUUUUCCCGUCUGGGCAAAUCCAUCUUGGCUCAUAUAACCAGUUCCAACGCGGAGCUGAGUCAAGCUGCCCUGCAGGCCUUAGGGUUCUGUGUGUACCACUCUCACGUCGUGUCCGGAGUGCCUGAAGCCUUCGGGGCUGAAAUCCUGUCAGCACUUUGCUCCCUGGUGGCGAAGUCGACGGACAAGAACACGUGCACCAGAGCAUUGUGGGUCGUCUCCAAACAGAGCUUUCCUCCGGACGUGGUCGGCAAGAAGGUGUCGUCCAUACUGGGAACGCUGGAGAGCGUGUGGAGCAGAGACGACGUCCAGUCCGUCGUGAUGGAGCACGAAGCCGUGAACGUUAUCAUCAGGAUGCUGGAGCAGGUGCCGGUCCAGAUGGGCGACGGAGCGGUGCGGUGGGCGAAGCUGAUCGUUCCUCUGGUCGUCCACUCCGCCUCCAAGGUGCGCCUGCGGGCCGCGGCUGCCAUGGAGAUGGGAAUGCCGCUGCUGCUGGAGAAGCAGACGGAGGUCGCCGCCAUCAUCGAACCCAUGAUGUCGUCGAAACUGAUCCCAGAGCUGCAGAAACUCUUCAUGUCCAAGAACGAAGCAAACGUCCUGAAGCUCUGGCCUCUGUUCGUGAAACUGCUCGGGAAGCUGCUGCACAGAGGAGGCCCCUUCAUCAACUCCCUGCUGCACCUGGAGGAGCUCGGCUUCCGCAGCUCGUCGCCCACCGUCAAGAAGAUCGCCUUCAUCGCCUGGAAGAGCCUCAUCGACAACUUCGCCCUCAACCCCGACAUCCUGUCCAGCGCCAAACGGAUGAAGCUCUUGAUGCAGCCGCUCGCGUCCAUCCACGUCCGGACGGAGGCUCUGCUGCUCACCAAGGUGGAGGUCUGGUGGUACCUGGUGGUGCAGCUGGGACCCAACCUGGCGCCCAACUUUGACCUGGUUUCUGUGCCUCUGCUCCAGUGCACCAUCGGAUGCGACUCCCCUCCGGUCUCCGGCACUCCGUCCAGAGCCGUCGCUCAGAACGGUGCCGCUGCACCCGGCACGCCCAAAACUGGCAACGCGAGCUUCAACACCUCGACCAACAUGCCCCGGAUGAGCCUGAACUCCAGCGUCCAGGUCUCCUCCACCUUCGCCUCCAUCCAGCUGCUCGGCCUGGAAAUGCUGCUCCACUACAUUCUGGGUCCAGAGGCCGUCGCCGCAGCGGCCAAGAGAAAACUCGCCCUGAGUCUCGAGCCCCUGAACCACCCGCUGCUCUCCGGCGCCUCCUCGUUCACCAAACAUGCCGCCGUCCUCAUCGCCAACAUCAGAGACGGAUUCAUCAACGUCGGCAAAGACGCUCCAGAUUCUCUCCUUGGCGUUAUAUGGACGAGUCUCGUGCGUUUGGUCAACAUGACCAUAGAGUCUGGAGGCAGCAGUAAGAAGGACCGUCAGGGCUGCGAGGUUCUCACGCUGAUGCUUCAGGCUCUGCAGAGCAUCGUCGCCUCGGAGGCUCUGCCUGCCGACAGAGUCCUGGUCCUGCUGGAGGCCACGGUGAAGGGCGUCCCCCAGAGAGUUCUCGGCUCCGCCUCCUACCAGGUCGGCAAGAUGGACGUGCUGAACGGAACUCCAGCUCUGUUCCUCAUCCUCCUCCUCUUCGACAGCAGCCUGCUCGCCGCCUACAUCGAGGACGAGAGGUUCUUCCUGUGCCUUCAGAUGCUGGUGGGCUGCGGCCUGUCGGGCCACACCUCCCCGCUGGCGUUUGCGGAGGCGGUGCUCGCCGCCAUCGGAGGCAGCGCCGCGUCGCUGCAGAGCAAAGAGCAGCUGUGGAGGAUGUGGAGCGCGAUGGUUGGCCCACUCACCGACACCGUCACUCAGUCUAACGAAGUGAACCAAGGCGACGCUCUGGAGCACAACUUCAGUGCCAUGCACUCGGCCAUGAUGUUCCCCGUCACUCACCUGCUGCGAGGCUCCGCGCUGCAGCAGGCGUCCCAGAAGUCGAUGUUGUCCACGUGGUCCAAGCUGUACAAGGUGUUCGCACGCUGCUCGGCGCUCGUGGUCACGGCCGAGGAGAACAUCUGCUGCGAGGAGCUGUGUGCCAAGAUGGCGGCUUCGCUGGACAGAGACGCCCUAACGGUUCCUUCCACCCUGAACGCGGUCGCCGUCGUCCUCCAGGUCAUGGUGGAGUGUGUGGACUUCUCGCCGUACUCGCCUAAUUUUCAACAAAGGCUCAAAUCUCCCCACACUCCUGUGAACUGGACGAGGAAGAGGAACAAGGCCCUGGGGAACCUGUCGGCGUUCCAGUCCCUGCUGGUCCGGUGUCUGGAGGUCUACCUGGAGGCUUCAGAGGCUUCGUCCCCCGAGGCCUCGGGAGUCGCCCUGGUCUCCGUCCUGUCGGCGCUCUUCAGCAACCUUGUACUCGCCAACGCCGUCCAGGAGGCGCUCGCGUCUCUGCUCCCACAUCUCACGCUCUUCUACAAACACGCCGCCGCCGAGCCGCCCAAGUUCACCUCGCAGCUGCUGGCAAAGCUGGAGAAGCUUCUCGCCGACGUCCUGGGCUGCGUUCAGAGCCGCUCUGCUGUGGCCUUCAACGACGAGCUGCUGGCGCUGCUCUCUCCUCUGCUGUGUGUGUUGUUUCCACACAAGAACAAGCAGCUUCGCACCUCGGUCAGCCAGUUCUGGAACGCAACCUUCGCCAACUCGGUCAGCCUCGCGUACCCCGAAGAGAUCAGACCAAUCCUGAGCCAAGUGAAGCAGAAGAUCCCGAUCAUUCUUCCCGGAUUUGAGGUCGUCACCGUCUCCGAUGAGCUCAGUGGACAAUAUUCAAGUGAGAGUUCCAGGCUGGAGACCAAGCUCAGCGGGAUGCCGAUGUCCUCUGUGGGAAAACGGGACUCGCUGCUGGGAAAGGCUGCGGAGCUGAAGGACCGGAGCGCCGCCAAGACCUCGAAGCCAGUUUCCAUGAAGCUGGACUUCGGGUCUCCCAAGCCUCCCCGCAGAGAGGUUCUGGAGGAAGAGGCCUCCAUCGACUUUGUCUUCAUUCCACCCGAGACGAAGGAGAGAGUGUUGACGGAGCACCAGAAGGAAGUGAAAAGGACUAAAAGGAUUGAUAUUCCGGUCAUGUACAACAACCUUGAUGCUUCUCUGGACACCACAGUUUUCACUCAAUACACUCAGAGCCAAGAGGACAAUGUGGACAAACUGCCAACAGAACAAGCUGACGAGGUCACCAAAGAGUCUCCUGGCAAGGUCCCUCAGGAAGAUAUGGAGAGUGAGGAAGACCCCGAAGUUCUAACAAAAGAAACACAAGACUAUGCCAGCCCAAAGGAAGCAGAUAUGGAAACACGCCAGCAGGUAGAGAUGAUCCCAGAGUCGACAGACGUCUCCAUGGAGGAAGACGCCAAGAGUGACGACAAAGCAGAAGAUAUGGACGUACAGGUUAAUGAAGGCUCAAGUCCUAACGUCUCUGGCUCUUCAGAUUUGGUCUCCGGGACUCCUCAGAAACCAAACAGUCGACGUCAGUCCUUCAUCACCCUGGAGAAGUACGCUGAGGGAAAACCCGCCAGCCCCAGCAGUGCGUCCACGUUCACAGGUCCUCUCAAUAAGUCCUCCAAUUCCCAAGAACACUCCAACAAGACGCCCUCUUCUCAGUCUUCCCAGACUUCAGUCGGUCCAAACUCUCAGGAUUCCCAAUCCACUCGGACUGGAAAAGUGGACUCCCUGCAUCCGGUGAACAACGCCAUGGACUCCCCCCGAAGACCUAAAGACUCUGGGAUUAAAAGUGAGCCUGUCAGGCUGACGGAGAGACUGCCCAGUGACACGACUGAGGACGAAGAUGUUAUCCCGGACACCCAAACUGAAGCGGAGGGCAAGGAGAAGGAAAAACUGGAGGAAAUAGAGCCAUCUAGUCAGGAAGAGGAAUUGGAUGAUUCUCAAUCACAGACUUCUCCGACUGAACCCAGACGGUCUGGGCGCCAAAAAGACCGACCCGCACUGCCUGCAGAGGACCCUGAAGAACGAGGAGAUAAAUACUUGCUGGUAAAACGGAAACGUUCUAGCGAGGAGGCUAAAAGUGUUUCUCCCAAGUCAAUCGCAACAGAAAGCAGAGUAACCAGGAGAAGUAAGCAGAUUGCAGAGGAAGACGCCAGCAGAGAAAAAUUACGGACAAGGGCCCAGAAGGCUCAGAUUGAGACGAGCCAAACCAACUCUCAGGGUCGAGGACACAAGAAGACCAAACUGUUCAGCAGCUCAGAUGACUUCCUUGACAAACCUGAAUCCAGAAGAAGCGGCAGCACCAGAGAGCAAGAGUCAAGCCAAAACAACCUACAGUCCAAUUGUGAAAGCCAGUCACAAGGCGGAAGGCGUGGUCGGCGCAGUAAAGCGUCAUUAGAGAUUAACGAGGAGUCUGGUGUGAAGAAAACGAAAAAGGAUUUGCACGAGAAAGAACAGUCGAGCCAAACUGCCGCACAUGAAGUUGAGCUUGUAGAACAGACUGACAAGGACGAUUCUCAGAUGAUCACUCCUUCCCCUCAAUCUGGUGAUCGGUCCAAAGAGUUUGAACAUGUAGAACCAACCAAAAAGGACAAUCAUGAGCUUAAGAACGACUCUCCGACGAUCACUCCUUACCUUCAAACUGGUGGCAGAUCCCAAGAGUUGGAGCUUGUGGAACAGACCAAAAAAGAUGGCGAAACGCCAAAAGACUCUCAAAUCCCAACCUCUUCUCAAGCUGAUGGCCAAUCCGAAGAGUUUGAGCUUGUAGAAAAAGCCAAAAAAGAACAGUCUGAUUCUUUGAUAGGCGGUUCUUCUCCAACUAACGAGUCCCAAGACGAAGCAGACACAACAAACCAGUUGGUCAAUGAAUCCCAGGACAACCUCAGUCAAGGGGACUCUAACUUGAUCACACCUUCAUCUUCUGAUAGCCAGUCUCGGCGUAGGUCCCGAAGAAGCAAGGCCUCGUCUGAGGCGGCAGCAGAGUCCGAAGACAAAAAUGACAGUAAGGCGGUAGGAAGGCUGAGUCGGUCCAAUUCCAAGACAACUGUAUCAGCUGUCGGUCAGGCGGAGGCCGGCAUCGGAGGUCGAACCAGAAGGAGUAAAGUGCAAGAGCUGUCAAAACCAAGUCCCAUCUCAACACCAGAGAGCUCUCAGUCGUUAGAUGUUCCCGGAUCAACAGAGUCCUCCCAAGGCAGGGGCAGAUACUCGAGACGGAGGUCUUCUCAAGUGUUGGUCGGCAGUUUGGAGUCGUCAGAGUCUGAAUCCUCAGAGGGCAGAGAAAAUCCCCCUAUGCCCAAAAAGAGAGGGAGGAAACCUCGAGCGUCUCUUCCAAGUCCUCUCGCCCUCGAAUCUAAAGUAGACGGAAUCAAAAACGAUAGUGCGAAUGACAUCGCUGGUAAUUCUCAAGAAGCAGAUACACAAAGCAUAGAAGUCAAAACAGAUUUAGAGAAAUCCCAGGAAAGUCAAGAUUUACAGGAUUCAGAAUCACUCCAGGUUACAGCUGAUACGGCGGAAGAACGUAGCCAAGCAUCACCAAUGAAGGUGGAGGUUGAUGCCGUCGUGACGUCGGGGUCUGAGUUUGACGUCACAAAGAGGAGCAGCGAAUCGCCUCGCAAGACGGAAAAUACUGCGCAAGAGAGCGACACUGACGACUUUGAAAUUCUAGAACCGGUCGGGAUCAGUGAUGAACAGAUACAGGAGGCUACGCCCAUUGACCCAUCUCCAGUGGACGAACUGGCACCUGAGGAAACAAGAGAGCAACCCCAGGUGUCGGAGUCUUCAGAGGACAAAGCUGAAGAAGUUUCUGAAACUGGGGACGGCGAUAAAGAAAACCUAAACGCUGAUUCAGACCAAGAACAUCCAGUUGUUCCAGUGGAAGAGACGACUCUGGAUGGAAACCAGGUCGAGUGUCCGAAUGUCAAAGAUGAGCUUUUGAAGGAGGACGAACCAUCGGCCUCGAGCGACCAUACAAACGCUGGCACCGAGGAAGAGAUCACACCUGCACAGGAGAACGACAAAGACGGCAGCACCCAAACAAUGGAGUGUCAGGAUGAAGAAACGCAGACGUCCAACACCCAAACGAUGGAGUGUCAGGAUGAAGUACAAACUCUGACGUCCAACACCCAAACGAUGGAGUGUCAGGAUGAAGAACAAACGCUGACGUCCAACACCCAAACGACGGAGUGUCAGGAUGAAGAACAAACUCUGACGUCCAACACCCAAACGACGGAGUGUCAGGAUGAAGAACAAACUCUGACGUCCAACACCCAAACGACGGAGUGUCAGGAUGAAGUACAAACUCUGACGUCCAACACCCAAACGACUGAGUGUCAGGAUGAAGAACAAACAUUGACGUCCGACACCCAAACAAUGGAGUGUCAGGAUGAAGAACAAACAUUGACGUCCAACACCCAAACGAUGGAGUGUCAGGAUGAAGAACAAACGUUGACGUCAAACACGGAAAACGAUGUUGUCGCAAAUCUGGAUGCGGCUCUGCAGGAUCUUUGCGACGCUGCAGUGUCUGCGGACUCUACUGGCAAAUAUGUUGGUUUUCUGGAUUCUCCGGCCAAGCAGAAGGAUCUGGAGGCUCUCAUGAACUUGGAAGUUGGCCAGAGCCCGUCCAGCGGCAGGACGAGAGGGACCUGGUCUCCUUCAGCCUCCCCGUCCACCAGUAUUCUGAAGAAGGGCCAGAAGAGACCACUGGAGGACGAGACCCCCUCACCUCUCGUCAAAUCCAGGCGCGUGUCUUUUGCUAAUCCGAUCCAACGGCAGGAGACGGCAGACGACAUCGAUCGUCGCAGUCCGGCCGUCAGAACCAGUUCCCCCAGAAGAUCCAAAGUUACUGGCAUCCCACAGCCCAAAUACGUCACUACUCCAACUAAAGGCUUGUUGAUCCUGAGCCCCAGAAAUAUGCGCAGUCCAGGUUCCAAGAGCUCCAAGAAAAGCCUGAUUUCCGAAAUGAGCCAAGAGCCCGGACCCGUCUCCAGAGACUGUAUCUAUCCGGCGCUGGUCGGCUGCUCCGCACCCGUCGAGGCAGUGCUGCCUCAGAUCUCCUCCAACAUGUGGUCUCGUGGGUUCGGGCAGCUCGUUCGAGCCAGAAACAUCAAGACGGUCGGGGACCUCAGUGCGCUGACGCCCGGCGAGAUCAAGACGCUGCCGAUUCGCUCCCCGAAGAUCUCCAACGUCAAGAAGGCACUUAAGAUUUAUGAACAGCAGCGUAAAGGUCGAGUAGGCGACGAGUUGAAGAGUUUUGAUGAAAUGGAGAUGAUGACGUCGGAGCUGGAGGAGACCGGCGCUCCUCAGAACCAGGAGGAGGACGACGACAAGACCUCAGGCGAGACUCUGGCGACGGAGCUGGUGGACGAGCUCGUCCCCGCGGACGUGACGUCGCAGCAGGACGCCUCCGGGGAUCAGACGCCCGACACCCCUGCAGGAGGAGAACCGGGACCAGGACCGCUUCACCCUGACGGGCUGCUGUCCGAGGUCGACGCCCUCGCCUGCAGGAUGACGCCGCCGGAGCUCGGCCUCCUCUCGCCGCAGCAGCUCGUCCGUGUACACGAUCGUCUGGGCGGCCUGAUGAGGCGCGUGGUCGUCGAGCUGCAGACGCGUCUCUGCCCGACUCCGUCCGGAUCAGACUCGAUCAGCGGAACAUGAGAAACGGAUGGAUGGUGUUUUAUCCAGCUCUACUCUGCAGACUUUACAGUUUGAACUCGGCCUUUUUGAUAAAGAUGUUUUUAAUAAACUCCAGCAGCACAUUUUUUUAUCUGUAGCUCGAGCUGUCGGGUUUAGUUUAUAAAAGAUUUUAAUAAACACUCAAGAGUAAAGUGCCAAAAGGUUUUUAAUCCUUGUAGAAUAGUGUUUUCCUUCUGUUGCCAGAAGACUUUGUAAUAAGAAGCUGCUCCGCUGCUCCUCCUGCUGGUGACUCUGUACAUAACCUCUCCCACAUCACAGCCUGUUUUUUAGUUGUUUUUUUUGUCUGAUCACAACCUCGACUCUUCAGCUCUUUGCAUCUGCUUCUGUUUCUAAAUCUCACUUUAACGUCUUAUUGCAUUUUUAAUGUACAGAAACGAGUAGCGACACUUCGGCACUUGGCUCAUUUUUAAAAACUUUAAAAGGCAAAAAACUGAUAAAAGGUUUUUUUUUAAGUGUAACUUGUUUUUUGUUUUUUUUUACAUUUUUUGUUUGAUUUGCAUUGCUGAAGGUAUUUCUGUACAUAAGGUGACGGCUCAUUCUGACAGUUGUGCGGACGGACACUUGAAUGGACAUUGAUGUUUGUUUGUUUUUUAAAUUUUGAAUAAAAUGAAACUACGUAGACGA